Amphiprion ocellaris (clown anemonefish) is the source of this 2002-nucleotide messenger RNA. RefSeq names its product transmembrane protein 129, E3 ubiquitin protein ligase (gene tmem129). The coding region runs from base 74 to 1174 and encodes 366 amino acids. Gene Ontology annotation, molecular function: ubiquitin protein ligase activity. Lineage: Eukaryota; Metazoa; Chordata; Actinopteri; Pomacentridae. Gene Ontology annotation, biological process: protein ubiquitination. Gene Ontology annotation, cellular component: endoplasmic reticulum; membrane. The transcript is spliced from 7 exons. The record is from RefSeq and is a predicted model, not a curated record.
GGGAGGAGGAAGGGGAGGAGGAGGAAGGGGAUCCAUCAACACACCGAGACGUUUCCGUGAACCGUGAUAAAGUAUGGAGAGCCCAGAGUUGUCUUUUACUUUGGCCUACAUCGUAUUCUCUCUCUGCUUCGUGUUUACCCCUAACGAGUUCCGCUCGGCCGGUUUGACCAUCCAGAAUCUGUUUUCGUCCUGGCUGGGCAGCGAGGAUGUGGGGUUCAUCCAGUACCACGUAAAGAGGAGCAGCGUUACCGUCCUGGUUCACUCCGCACUUCCACUAGGUUACUACAUGGGAAUGUGUAUCGCUGCUCCAGAAAAAAACCUGGGAUACAUUCACCAGGUGAGUGAAAGCUGGAGAACAUUUCUCCUCCUCUCUCUCUGCCUGCAGUUGGCCAGCUGGACGCUCGUCAUUUACUGGUCCCGCUGUCACUGGCACAAUCAUCCAAUUAGCCAGGCCCUGCAGGCUCAUGUACAGUCCCCUCACUCCAGCUGGGGCUCUGUGGCAACCAGUAUCAACACUGAAUUUAGACGCAUAGAUAAGUUUGCUACAGGGGCGCCAGGAGCCAGAGUUAUUGUAACUGACAGCUGGGUGUUGAAGGUGACCACCUAUCACAUCUACAUGGCCUUGCAAAGUGAAUGCCAUGUGACAGUGACAGACUCCAGACAGCAUCAGCUGAGUCCCGACUCUGCCUCUCCCACAGAGAUCUUGACCCUGAGAGUGGACAGCAUUAACCCUGCUGUCAGACCAUUCAAUAUCAAGCUUAACUCUACAGAGUAUGCUGAGCUCAGGGAGAAGCUCCGAGCUCCCAUCAGAAACUCUCCCAAUGUUGUAAUCCACCAAACAAUUAGUGAGCUUUUCCUGGAAACAUUCAAAGCCCAAGUGGACCUCAAUCAGCCGUAUACACUCCCCACUGGACAGGAAGUGGAUCCCUGUAUUGGGUGUAUGCAGAUUCCAGCAAACACCAAGGUUGUCAGACUCUGCCCUACAGCAGGGACUGAUAAUGAGUCAGAGUGCCAGCAGUGUUUCUGCAGACCCAUGUGGUGUCUGUCAUGUCUGGGUCGAUGGUUUGCCAGCCGCCAAGACCAGCAAAGACCUGAGACGUGGUUGUCCAGCCGAGUCCCCUGCCCUACCUGUAGAGCCAAAUUCUGCAUACUGGACAUCUCUUUGGUCCAGUGACAAGACACAAGCAAAAAUGACAGCUCCAAACUGGUAUUUUCCUAAUGUGGAGGUAUGUUUUUAUGCAAUGUUCAGCAACAGACCUCGGCAGCAGGAAUUCACAGGACACUAGGCUGAACUUAGUUAUGUACAUGCUUUUUCUGUUCUUUAAGUGUAAACAAUAUUGGUUUGAACUUAAAUCGAGUUCAAACCAAGUGUCACUGAAGUUUUGGAGAAUUUUUUGCUUGGUGUGUUACUCUCAGGUUCAAAAACAAAGCCAACACAAAGUGUCAAAUGUGCAGUUCCUUGGCUGACCAUUUGAGACUGGCUUCAAAAGCAACCGAGUCCCUAUAGACCCCAUCUUACAAUGCCUAACUUUACAGCAGAAAUAAACAUGUUUACAGCCUGCUACACAAAACAGUUUUGGUCUUGAUAGCUAAUUUCCUUGUCCAUGGCAACCAUACAGAGGGGAAAAUAUGACAAACUCCUUAAUUUAAAUUGUGUUAUGGAUUGAAGUUAUGCAUAAUUGAGGUGUUACAAUUAAGGUGUUAUCAGCAGUAAAAUGCACUGCUGCUAAUACAGAUUAGAACACUGAUUAUUCUACUGGUAUUUAUUAGAGAAACUAUUUAAUCAGUACCAUUAAUUUCACUUUGAUUUGGCCACAAAUUAAAGUGAAUUCCUGCAUUAGGGGGCAGUUUCAGACCUAAAUACACUUCAAGACAAUAUCAUGUUUGAAUAGGAAUGUUUGAUUACAAAGUUUAAAAUUUAACAGCUCUAAUGUCCAGCUGUCAGUUAGAAAUGAUCAACUGCAUUGAUCAGUAAAAUAAAUACUUUACGCUAUGUUUAACA